UUAUCCUCAGCAUAGGACCAUCUCUCUGACGGGACCAUCCGAGUCUCUGGAACUAUGACUCUCUUCGCUACCCUGCUUGCCUUCACUCUCGUGACCCAGAACUGGGCCUUUGACUUGGGCCAGUCCACCCGCUGCAUACCCAUACCUCGCCAGCUGAGUGUGUGUCACGAUGUGGGCUACUCCGAGAUGCGACUGCCUAACCUCCUAGGCGACAGCAGCCUGGAGAGUGAGGUGGUACCACGCUCUGGUGACUGGCGUUCCCUGCUGCAGACGGGGUGCCACCCUCAGGCCCAGACCUUCAUUUGCUCCCUCAUCGCUCCUGUCUGCCUAGACACGUUUAUCCAGCCUUGCCGAAGUCUGUGUCUGGCUGUGAGGGACAGUUGUGCCCCGGUCUUCGCCUGCCAUGGCCACUCAUGGCCUGAAGAACUGGACUGUGAUCGUUUCCCUGCUCAGGACGACAUGUGUCUCACCCCAAUGCCCAAGCAUAUCAGCAGGUUCUCUAAAGAUCUACCUCAGCCUGCGUGCCAGACAUGUCCUCCAGUAGACGAGCUUCCUUCUCUUAAAACAGUCAUGGAUUCCCUUUGUCUCACUGACUUUGCCGUUAAAGCCAAGCUUUUCCGCCGCCGUGUGGCCUCUAAGGAGCCGGAGCUCGAGGUGGAGGGAAAGGUGGAGUUCGUCCAGCGUGGCCCAUUGCUGCCAUACGACACCGCCAACCUGCUGCAGCAAUGGCUGCUGCUCAAUCUGCGCUGUGCGCAUGCCCUGGUGAAGCCAGGUCGAGCACAGCUCUACCUGAUCACAGGCACGAUGCGCUCCGAUGGCACCGUUGAACUCGCGCACCUCUUCCCCUGGCUAAAGAAAGACCUUCACAUAGCCGCAGCUAUCCGCAAGUGGAAGCACCACAAUUGCUGAGGACAUUAUACACAGAGUUCUAGAGGAGAGGAAAACUUUGAGGUGAUGAGAAACGGUGCAGAGUGAACUGGCGUUUGAAAGGGAGGAUGGUUUUCGAGCUUCUCUCCUCUCCUCUGGUUGAAAAUUUGAUUCGCUCCAAUUUCUGA
Molecule: messenger RNA, 1055 nt
Organism: Ictalurus punctatus (channel catfish)
Lineage: Eukaryota; Metazoa; Chordata; Actinopteri; Siluriformes; Ictaluridae
Gene: szl
Product: sizzled
Exons: 4
Coding region: 55-909 (284 amino acids)
Biological process (GO): canonical Wnt signaling pathway; non-canonical Wnt signaling pathway; negative regulation of canonical Wnt signaling pathway
Molecular function (GO): Wnt-protein binding
Source: RefSeq, a predicted model, not a curated record